Messenger RNA from Panonychus citri (citrus red mite), 399 nucleotides. Its product is annotated as nucleolar protein 3-like. The transcript has 2 exons. The record is from RefSeq and is a predicted model, not a curated record. Lineage: Eukaryota; Metazoa; Arthropoda; Arachnida; Trombidiformes; Tetranychidae. Bases 1 to 399 code for a protein of 132 amino acids.
AUGACUGGGUUUUGCUUGGAAACUGAAUUGGCGUUUGCCAUAGAAGUUGCAGAAGAAGAGCUCGAAGAUGGAUUAGGUCCAGUUGGUAUUGGUUUACCUUUACCUUGUUUUGGUGAUCCUGAUGGAGAUGAUCCUGAACCUGUGGCAUAUCCUUUUCCGUUAUUGUUUGUGGUGGACUUUGAAGAUGAAAAUGAUUUAGUUACACUAUUUGAGGGUCCUUUUGAAUUUCCACCAGAGCCAGAAUUAGAGCUAGAACCAGAAGCACUUGAUCCUGAAGUGGAAGUUGAAGUUGAUCCUGAACUAGAACCUGAACCCGAUCCAGUGCUUGAUUUAGGACCUUUACCUGAUUUUGAUGCAUUAUUGUUAGAUGAUGAAGCAGAAGAGCCAGUGGAAGAUUGA